GCCCUCCGGAGCUGCCGGAGCAGGCGCAAUUAGGAGUAGAGGGCGUGCUUGUGUGAUUACAGUCAACUUUACCUUUAACAGAUUUGGUUGUUUGGACUCUAGCUCAGGUUCUUUUACCCCUGCCUUGUUGGAAGUCACUUUGCCUAGAGUAGAAGUUGUUUGCGGGAAAAAUUUGCUCCUCCCAUUAAGUAACCACUUUGCUCUCUGAGGCGGAACGUGUCAUUGAGGCAGCAAGUCCUGACAGAUAUGGAAAAAAAAUGGCACAUUGUAGAGAAUAUCUACACUCCGCCAACUCAGUCACAACGCAAAAAUUACACAAAAAUAAAACGUUCCCUUGUUACAUACUAUGUGCUUCAUAAAACAUACAAGUAGUUUUAUUUUCCUAUAUCAGUGAGAACAGCACUUCUGUCUAUUAACAAGGACCUAUACUAAGACGCAGCGCGUGCGCUAGCCAUCUGGCGCUGUAAAGCACUUAGAGGCCGGAAUAACGACGUGCCUUACGCUUUGCGGCUGUCGUGGGAGAGGCAUCUGGGUUCGGACUGGGGCCGCCAUGGGGAAGGUGAAUGUGGCCAAGUUGCGUUACAUGAGCCGAGAUGACUUCAGGGUCUUGACCGCGGUUGAAAUGGGCAUGAAGAACCAUGAAAUUGUUCCCGGCAGUUUGAUUGCUUCUAUAGCCAGCCUUAAACAUGGUGGCUGUAAUAAAGUUUUAAGAGAAUUAGUGAAACAUAAACUCAUAGCUUGGGAGCGUACCAAAACUGUCCAGGGCUAUCGGUUGACAAAUGCAGGAUAUGAUUACCUAGCUUUGAAAACACUUUCUUCUAGGCAAGUAGUUGAGUCUGUUGGAAACCAGAUGGGUGUUGGCAAAGAAUCAGAUAUUUACAUUGUUGCAAAUGAAGAAGGACAACAAUUUGCAUUAAAGCUUCACAGACUAGGAAGAACCUCGUUUCGAAAUUUGAAAAACAAACGCGAUUAUCAUAAACAUAGGCACAAUGUGUCUUGGCUUUAUUUAUCUCGUCUCUCUGCCAUGAAGGAAUUUGCCUAUAUGAAGGCAUUGUAUGAGAGGAAAUUUCCAGUUCCAAAGCCAAUUGAUUACAAUCGUCAUGCAGUGGUCAUGGAACUCAUAAAUGGUUAUCCACUAUGUCAGAUACACCAUGUUGAAGAUCCUGCGUCAGUAUAUGAUGAAGCUAUGGAACUAAUUGUCAAACUUGCAAAUCAUGGGCUGAUUCAUGGAGAUUUUAAUGAAUUUAAUCUCAUUUUGGAUGAAAGUGACCAUAUCACCAUGAUUGAUUUUCCACAGAUGGUUUCAACUUCUCAUCCCAAUGCUGAGUGGUAUUUUGACAGAGAUGUUAAAUGCAUUAAAGAUUUCUUCAUGAAACGUUUCAGCUACGAAAGUGAGCUUUUUCCAACUUUUAAGGAUAUCAGGAGAGAAGACACUCUUGAUGUGGAGGUUUCUGCCAGUGGCUACACAAAGGAAAUGCAGGCAGAUGAUGAACUGCUUCAUCCAUUAGGUCCAGAUGAUAAAAAUAUUGAAACAAAAGAGGAAUCUGAAUUCUCAUUUUCAGAUGGAGAAGUGGCAGAAAAAGCAGAGGUUUACAGGUCAGAAAAUGAAAGUGAACGGAACUGUCUAGAAGAAUCAGAGGGCUGCUAUUGCAGAUCAUCUGGAGACCCUGAACAAAUAAAGGAAGACAGUUUAUCAGAAGAGAGUGCUGAUGCACGGAGUUUUGAAAUGACUGAAUUCAAUCAACCUUUAGAAGAAAUAAAAGGGCAGGUUGUUGAAAACAACUCUGUAACUGAAUUUUCUGAGGAGAAAAACAGAACUGAAAAUUACAACAGGCAAGAUGGUCAGAGAGUUCAAGGAGGAGUCCCUGCUGGCUCUGACGAGUAUGAAGAUGAAUGCCCUCAACUAAUUGCCUUGUCGUCAUUAAAUAGAGAAUUCAGGCCUUUCAGAGAUGAAGAAAAUGUGGGAGCUAUGAAUCAGUAUAGAACAAGAACUCUGAGUAUCACUUCUUCAGGCAGUGCUGUAAGCUGUUCAACAAUUCCUCCAGAACUGGUGAAACAGAAGGUGAAACGUCAGUUGACAAAACAGCAAAAAUCAGCUGUCAGACGUCGAUUGCAGAAAGGAGAAGCAAAUAUAUUUACCAAGCAACGUAGGGAAAACAUGCAAAAUAUCAAAUCAAGUUUGGAAGCAGCUAGCUUUUGGGGAGAAUAAUAUAUUUAGGAUCUUGGAUAUGUUUAAUAUAUUUUUUAAAGUUACUGUAAUUCCUUUUUGAGCCCUCAUUUGUCUUUUUUGAGCCAAGGCUAUCAUAUAUUAAUAAAUAAACCCUCUUUCAUCUAUAAAUUUGGUCAUUCAGUAUGUGUCUUGCAAAGAAUAAUUACCUGCCAAAGCAGUCCAUUUUUUUCAAAGUAAUUUGGGUAACUACAGUUACGUAACUUUAUUAGAGACAUUUGCAUAUUUUUAAAAAUCUAAAUAACAUUUUUGUUGUUUUCUGUUUGUUGAGGAUUAUAUGCUACAAUGCACAUAAAGCAAUUAGAACAAUGUUUAGCACAUUGUUAAGCAUUCAAUAAAACAUGGCUAUUAGAAUCAUAAUGAUUCUGAAAUUCUGCUGACAAUUUGGUUGCAUUUUAUUUGGCAACUGGAGGACUUCACUGUCUUAUUUUUCUUUAGAAGUAAAGAUAAGCCUUUGGAAGUAAAGAUAAGCCAGUAAUGCAUAAUUUGCUUAAUUAAUUGAUUAAUAAUCUGUUUUGUGCCACUUACAUUGGUAAUGUGGUCAUGAGAAUGGAAACUUACUUGAGAUAGUCUACCACAAUUUUUACAGUUGGCAGCUUGUAAGCAGGCCUGAGUAGCAGAAGAGUUAGGGAUUGGGGAAGGUGGAGUAGAAUGAGGAAUGAAAUGUUCUUUCUCAUAUGCUUAUUAUAUAAGUGGGUCCGGAACAUGUUCUCACCUCAAUGUUAACCAAUACCUAAUGCAGGAAAGAAAAUACAUAGCCAUGGUCCCUUCCUCAAGGACUUUAUAAUUCAGUGAGAUGUAAAGAUGAGUGCUUAAGUGUAUGCCCCUGAUUAUUGUCUCUUCAUUGUCGCAUAAGUCGGAAAAGGGGAUCACUUGCAGCGAAAAAUGGCCACUAGAUGGCAAUAUCGCCCCAUAGUCACCAAACAGGAUUACUUGCAUCCCUAAUUAUGUUCUACCAGAGGAAAUAUAGUACAGACUUUUCCAAGAUUGAUAAAGACAGCAGAUUCCCUUUCACCUUUGCCAAAUUAACUCUACUAGCUAUUUGCAAGACCUGUCGUUAUCUAAUAAAUUGGUUUAAAUAUAUAGAAGCUAGAAAAUGCCAAUUCUUGUUCCCUCAAAAGUUACCUGACAUUCAAAUAUUUAAAUACCCUUGCUUUGCAUUUUAGAUAUAUCUUUGAAUUCAGAUAUUCAUUUUGUAUAAUCUCUCAACUUUUAAGCAUUUUUUAUAAUGUAAAGUUGAAAACAGCUUAAUAGAACCACAGAAUGUUUAUUUUGGAGUCAUUUUCUUAUAUUCAGAGCUAUGAAAGCAAAUUGGGAAUAAAGCCUUAUCCUGCUCAGCUUUACCUAGUUGACUCAGUUGACUUUUGAGUAUCUAUUACAUAAAAAGCCCAUUACUAUUAAGAAACUCAAGACAAACAUGAUUUUUACCUUUAAUAGCCUAAGAUUUCUUGUGGGCUAAGGAAUUAAUUAUUCCAAUCAGAAAUGGAGGCCUUACCUCAUUUGGGCAAAGAUUAGUGCUAGUUAUUGAAGAUUUACUAAUAAAUGAUCUGUUAAGGAAUUUAGUUUUUUUUUGGAUAUGUUGUUUUGGUUGUUGAAAACUAAGCUAUAAUUAUAAUAGUUAUUUUUUGAAGAUAUGUUUGGCUAGCCAUCAAUUAGAAGUUAGAGAGUUUGUCCUAACAGAUAAGCUAUAACCCUCACAUUUUAAAACAUGCAUAGUGAACAAUGAACAAAAACAAAUUCAAAAUUUUACUAAUGUAAAGCUGUAUAUAUUGUGAUUGUUAAAACACUUUUUUUGCCUAAGAGUUCCAGAUUUAAAUCCUGGUUCUACACUUCCCAAACCUCAGGUACCUUCUGUGGCCUCUCUAACCUCAAUUUUUUUACUUGUAAAAUGGGGACAUUUAAUAGUAUCUACUUCAGUGUCGUGAAGACUAAAUGAAGUACCACUUGUAAAGAGUUUAUUACAGUGCCUGACAUAUACUGUAUGGUUAGUACUGCUAAAAUGACUUCUUAAGGUUACCAAAAGGAAAAUUCCACAAGCUGACCACCUUUCCUAUUGUGAUGGUCACUGGUAUUUCAGCUAUGAUCCUUUGUUGUGUAUUUAUCCAGACUGAAAGAUGUUUUUCUAGUAACCAUCUUGCAUAGUCUUAGUCUCCCCAUUAAAUAAACUUUUCCUACAAACUA
Messenger RNA from Gorilla gorilla gorilla (western lowland gorilla), 4408 nucleotides. It is a transcript of the gene RIOK2, whose product is annotated as RIO kinase 2. Lineage: Eukaryota; Metazoa; Chordata; Mammalia; Primates; Hominidae. The transcript has 10 exons. Gene Ontology annotation, molecular function: protein serine/threonine kinase activity; ATP binding. The record is from RefSeq and is a predicted model, not a curated record. The coding region runs from base 551 to 2209 and encodes 552 amino acids. Gene Ontology annotation, cellular component: nucleus; preribosome, small subunit precursor; cytosol. Gene Ontology annotation, biological process: protein phosphorylation; maturation of SSU-rRNA.